CUGCUAACAUUCCCUCUUGUUAGUGUGGAAGUAAUUUACUUUCUAACAGGCAAGUGUCGACACAGAGGCAGACGAUGUGAAAGCGUGGGAGAAAGAGAUGUCGGUUAUAUUAACAGAAAAGAUAUCUUUUACACCGGAGACAUUACGAACGUCAGCGAAUUCCAGGAUGAUCCCGACAAAUUCAGAUCUACUGGGUCAAAGCGUAGGUCUCCGUUGAGCGCGACAUCUCCGCAAAUUUCGCACUCUCUGAAAGAAUCCCCAGGCUGCGACUUGAGUGGCACACAGGAUGAUCCCGACAACGUGGAAGGAUCGAAUAUGGGGCAGACCAUCUCAAAUAUGUUAUUCGUGCCGCUCCUUUUCGAUCCCAUCUUCUUGUUUUUGCCAUUUCUAAUAUGCUAUCUUCUGUCGGUUUUAAUUCGCCACUAUACUUUCUUCCAUUACAUGCACAGAGAGGUGUCGGACUUGAUUCUGCUUCUUCAUCCUAUGUGCUAUCGGCUUUUGGCCAGAGUUUCAGGACUCAGCAACAGCAUUGGUCGUAUUGCGUACGGUGUUGUUGCUGAUCGCAAGCUUCCACUUCCCAAAGGUUUGGGAUACGAUAUACCAAGGAACAGGCUCUGGUUGUACAACAUAUCGCUCUCGAUUAGUGGUCUCCUCACAACCUGCUGCUUUAUCUUCACGAACUUCACUUCACUUGCGAUCUACGCUGCAUUACACGGAUUUUUUAUAUCAGCCUUUAUCUGCUUAGCGAGCGUCAUUCUUGUGGAUCUUCUCGGAUUGGAUAAGCUUACAAAUGCUUUUGGGCUGUUACUGCUAUUUCAGGGGCUCGGAACUGUGGCUGGACCUCCGAUAGCUGGUUUUCUCGCAGAUCGCAGUGACACGUACAUUUGGUCUUUUGCAUUCUGUGGAGUGAACCUAAUGGCCGCGGAAUGGCUACUCAAAAAUAGGUGCCAGUCAUUUUUAGAUCUCUGGGCUCAUGUUAUUCUCUCUCCCUACCCUGCAAAAACGUGCUCAACGAACACAUCAUUGAAGAUGUGA
Cooperia oncophora is the source of this 1035-nucleotide messenger RNA. Lineage: Eukaryota; Metazoa; Nematoda; Chromadorea; Rhabditida; Trichostrongylidae. The record is from the annotation of a GenBank genome assembly.